AUAAAUAAGAGAAUCGAAGUCUCUGGUUCCAUUGUAGUAGAACCUCGACGCAUUAAGCUCAGCAAUCGCAGCAGGGUUUAACCUUCUCAGGGUCAGAACCCACCGAUUCACCAUGGCCGACGAAGACUAUGAUGAUGUUGACAUGGGGUACGAGGAUGAGCCUGUAGAACCUGAGAUUGAGGAAGGGGCAGAGGAGGAUUUGGAGAACAAGAAUGAGGAGGAAGAAAAUGGAGAGCCUCUUGAGACUGAGGAAAAGGAAGAGGCACAACCAGUGCAGAGGCCUCGAAAGACGUCCAAGUAUAUGACCAAGUAUGAGAGAGCUAGAAUUUUGGGUACCCGUGCUCUUCAAAUCAGCAUGAAUGCACCGGUCAUGGUUGAGUUGGCGGGGGAAACUGACCCACUUGAGAUUGCCAUGAAGGAGCUUCGAGAGCGGAAAAUACCCUUUACCAUCCGUCGCUACUUGCCUGAUGGAAGUUAUGAGGAUUGGGGAGUUGAUGAGCUUAUUGUGGAAGACUCGUGGAAGAGGCAAGUGGGCGGUGAUUGAUGGUUUGAACUGAUAGGUGUGGAUAGGAGUUAAGGGACACUUAAUAUUUCUCUUUAAAUGUAUCUGAGUUGUCUGAAGUUGAGACUGAUCUAUGGUCCUACCAAAAAGCUUGUAGCGUUUUAAUUUUAUCAGCUAUUAGGGCACACUGCAAUAUGAACAUGUAAUUUGUCUUUGGUUUCCAUGGAGCUUGUCAUGUGGUCUUCUGCAUCAUACAAUGGUACUAAUUACUAAACCUACAAUCCUAAAUGAUGAGCUUUGGUGAAA
Molecule: messenger RNA, 808 nt
Organism: Lotus japonicus
Lineage: Eukaryota; Viridiplantae; Streptophyta; Magnoliopsida; Fabales; Fabaceae
Product: DNA-directed RNA polymerases II, IV and V subunit 6A
Exons: 6
Coding region: 113-544 (143 amino acids)
Biological process (GO): DNA-templated transcription
Cellular component (GO): RNA polymerase III complex; RNA polymerase I complex; nucleus
Molecular function (GO): DNA-directed RNA polymerase activity; DNA binding
Source: RefSeq, a predicted model, not a curated record